CCACAAUGCACUGCGAAAUAGCCACGUAAACGAAUCAUCCCGCUGUCUGUGAUUCUCUAGCUGCCACUCUCUGCUCCCUGCACUUUCAUACCUGCAUAUCACAGAUGUCCACAUGAUGCUGAACUCGUUCACCAGGGCUUCAGUGAGUUUACUAGAGCUGUAAGAUGUCGAUGGUGUUGUUCGCCUCAGUGGUUCGGGUCGGGGAUGGCCUGCCUCUCUCUGCAUCCACAGACUAUGAGCAGGACAAAGAGCUUCAGGAAACCAAGAAGCACCUCAAAGGUCUCUCCAAGAAACUCAGCCAGUUCCCCGACCGCUGCACACUCAAGACUGGACCAUAUAAUGUCAACUUCACAAGCUCACUGGGUGUUGGAUACCUGAUGGUGUGCACUGCAAACUACCCCAAUGUGCUGGCCUUCUGCUUCCUGGACGAGCUGCAGAAGGAGUUUAUCGUCACCUAUGACACCAAACGAAUUAGCAGCGCCGUGCGUCCGUACUCCUUCAUUGAAUUUGACACCUUCAUCCAGAAGACUAAACAGCGCUACAACAGCCCACGUUCCCUGUCCACCAAGAUCAACUUGGCUGACAUGCAGACAGAGAUCAAGCUGCGACCGCCCUACCAGCUCUCCCCUGAGGACCUGCGGGCUAUCAAUGGAUUCUCAGUGCACACGGCCUCUAAAUACAAGGGCAUAGCUCCCACACAGAUGUUGGAGCCAGUCACUCUCUCAGGCAUCGUGUCCUGUGUGCUCAGUGUCCUCUGUGGCGGCCUAAACCUGCUGCGAGGAGUCCACGCAAUAGAGAGCAUACUGCAGAAUGACGAUGAAGACUUUAAUUAUGUGAUUGCCUUCUUCCUCGGCACAGCAGCCUGUCUGUAUCAGUGCUACCUGUUUGCCUACUACUCUGUGUGGAGGAACAGUAAGUCCUUCCUGGCAUUUGCACUCAUCUGCCUGUCCAACAUGUAUCUGUAUGAACUGAGAAACAUGUGGCAGAUCCUCUUCCACGUGGCAGUCGGGGCCUUCAUGACCCUGCAGAUCAGACUGAGGCAACCGCUGGGAAAAGCACCAGACUACAAUGUCUGACAAAAACUUAAAACACAAAGGACUAUUGGACCUUCAGUCAGAUGUCUCGCACGUGCCCUGAAAAUGCAGCAGAGAUGGCCCUGACUAACCUGAGGACAAAGUGGAAACAAAAGAAAUACAAUCCUCCGUGAUCAGACAGAGAAAACCAAAAUUUUAGCAGCACCACAUCAGUCCUGUUCACUCCAUCCCAUCACCAGUGGGCAGUGACAGAUCUGAGUGAGGACUUAGAGGAAACUCUGACGCAGCUCUAAUCAUUUAUGGAGCUUAAUGGAUUGAUUUUGAGAGUUGUUUACUCCCCACCAUUGUCUGAUUAAGACAUUUACUUUUACUUGCUUUAAAAACAGCCACAGUUUAGGUCAGAGUCCUGCAUACGUGCAGUUUUUCAAACCGAUACUCUUCCUGAACCUGCAAAGCUACAGUUAAUAUCAGACAGUACCUGUUAUGUAUAACACAAUCCCUCUUUAAAACAAAUAUGUAGGCUGUUGAUUUCUGUUUAAAAAAUCCAGUUGUUACUGGGAUUGUAUCAUAAAAACACGAUACCUUCCAAAUGAACAUUUUUACCCUUACUACUCAAUACCCUUGAGUAAUAUUAACACCUCUGCGCAUUUAAGAAGCUGAGUCAAUGGAGCACAUAGUUAUAUAGAAAAUAAUGGAUGCAGUAUAUUUUGCCCUUAAAAGUUUUACCAAAAUUUGAUGACAUUCAUGAUUUUAGUGAUUGACUUUAAUAUCAUAUUAUAUUAUAUUCAAUAAUAUACAGUCGUCUUCAAUAGUAGAGCUUCAGACAAAUUUCUGUUUAUACCCAAAGAUUAUUGCGGUUCAAGACUGAGACUUCUGUUGUUGAGCUCAGCCAGCAACCCAUAGCCCAUAUUCACACCACGGCUAUUUUUUUCUCUGGCGUCAUGCUCGGGGUGGGAAAUUAAAAUUUCCUGUUGCUGUGCACUUACAUUGAUGUUAUUAAUAUAUAUUACACAUUAACUGCUUUGUGAUUGAUAAGACACUCAAAAACUAUAUGGUGAGAAUCUGGAGGUACCUGGGCCAUAUUUCAAGGUAAAACAAAAUAUUUGAUAACCCAUUAGCCUUCAACUACUUCCUAGAUGGCAUAGAUGUUAAGUUACAUCCAGUGUGUGUCACUUCCAGGCCAAUGUGGCUGCUCUGACCUGUCAGCAUGGACUGUUAGCUAGGAAGUGGUUGAAGACCACUGUAGCUAUUGUCUAAUGUCAGCUAUUGGGUUGUAAAAUAAGUGGUUUUAACCUUAAAUCAUGACCUGAUGUCCCUUCAAAUUUUAAAAAGUCUCUUUUUAACUGAUCAACCAGGAAGCAGUGACAUUCUGACAAUUUUUCAGAUUCACUUCGUUUUCAUGGCUGCCUGAAACACCGUACUGCCACAUUUGAGUUUCAGACCCUGAGUGUGACAUCAGGGGAAAUUGGCCACAAUUGUGAAUGUGGUCUGUGUUAGCUUUGCUGAAGGCAAGACUAAACCGAUAUUUGCCAGGAUACAGCUAAAUGGAAUAUAAUUACUAUUAAAACAUGUGUAACAUAAUAAUUAACUGUUAGGACUGAUAAAGUUACUGAUAAAGGAAGAUGAAAAAAACAAGAUUGGCAGAUGGGGUAUUAGUUUCAGUUUUUCGUUCACCCGAUCACAUCCAGUUUUCUUCCGUGCGCUUUUUUAAAAAGUUGUAGCUGAUAGAUGCAUGUUUUGCACCCGGGUCCAUGUGUUGCUGACCAGGUGCAGGUCUCUGGUUUAGGUCUUUGUUUAAAACUAUGCAAUGCUGCCUGGUGUGUGUGGCUCUUGUUUCAGAUUUGGUGUACUCUGUUUUCAGGAGCCAGUGAUUGUCAAAUAUUUGUCAUUUUGUAGACAGUUAAUUUUGCUAUUUAUUUACUGACUGAUUGUUCCGUGGAAUGCGGUCAAUGAAGAUUUAUAUAGGUUUUAUUGGUUUCAUUUGUUGUUUUAUGAUUGCUCCAUUUCCUUUAGACGCAGGCUGCCGUCUGGUUGUCACAAAGUAACUCCUGCUCCAGGAAACACAAACAGCCUGUUAGCAUUCAUACCCGACUUGCUCGCCCACACAGCCUCAAGCAUAUGCCAGUGUCAAGUGACUAUGUUAAUAAACAGGUCUGUGUUGGCAGCCGUAAAGAUGCGUAGCUGUGUUGUCGAUGCCAGAGGCAGCUCGCAUCAUCUGAGCAGCCUCUGGCGUGCUUUUCCUCCCACCGAGCACCUCGGUUCAGACAUGUUUGCGCCUGCCACUUACGAAGACGAAAACUCAAGUCUAUCACCUUCUGCCUUUGUGAUAGAUAUCAGCACAGUGCUCACAUUCAGCAUAAUUACAGUCAGGAGAUGCCACAUUCACCGUUAUUAGGCAGUGUGAGAUUUGUUCAGGGAACUAUGGGAACAUUGUCUGCCUUCCUGCACCAUCCUGACAAACAAUAGCAAACAAAUGAAGAAGGGUUCAGAAUUGAGUCAUACGCCUUUAUUAUUCAUUGUUUAUGAGUAGUUCAACAGUUGUGCCAAGAUUGUCAUGCCAUAUAUAAAAAAAAUUCUCUUCUGUCUCUCACUGGAAGAAGUUUAAAGUGAAAAUGAAAUGGAGCAAAGGCACUCAGCUCCACUCUGCAUCCAGCUGGCAUCUGCACUACAGAUCUGUCGGGGGACCGCUGCAACACUUCAGCAUCAUAUGAUUCAUCGUCGCCUGCUCUGAAUGUUCAGUGCUUUCCAACAGCGGUACCACACCUACAUGAGCUAAUCGCUCUGUUCGUAAUGUGUCUGGGAUCUGAACUGAGCUCCAUUGGCUUAGAUUGUUUGUGCUCACAUUCUCCUCUUCCACAACAUUUACAGUAAAUGUGCAGUGUGGCUGUGUUGUGUAAAAUAAGAACAGAGGAAUUCAAGGCGUUUUGUACUGGGUUAACCAAGUAUGGAAAAUGAAUGUGAGCAUUUUCAGACCAUUAAAACUUGGAAACGAACUGCUGAAAACUUCUCGUUCUGUGGUGUUGUACAAAUCUUUCACAUUUUAAACUUUUAUUUUACAUGUAGUGUCAUAUUAUCCCUUAAAAGUCCCUCUGCCAGGAUUAGAAUUCUAAUUAUUAUGAAAUGAAAAUGAUACCUAAUAAAUUCAGGACAUGAUUUG
This is a messenger RNA of Acanthopagrus latus (yellowfin seabream), 4191 nucleotides long. It is a transcript of the gene sec22a, whose product is annotated as SEC22 homolog A, vesicle trafficking protein. Gene Ontology annotation, biological process: endoplasmic reticulum to Golgi vesicle-mediated transport. The record is from RefSeq and is a predicted model, not a curated record. The transcript has 7 exons. NCBI's taxonomy places the organism in Eukaryota, Metazoa, Chordata, Actinopteri, Spariformes, Sparidae. Bases 165 to 1076 code for a protein of 303 amino acids.